Cherax quadricarinatus is the source of this 1643-nucleotide messenger RNA. Its product is annotated as tetraspanin-7. NCBI's taxonomy places the organism in Eukaryota, Metazoa, Arthropoda, Malacostraca, Decapoda, Parastacidae. Gene Ontology annotation, cellular component: plasma membrane. The record is from RefSeq and is a predicted model, not a curated record.
AGCAGUGCCGUCAGUGUCAGCCUGGCUGCCGUCAGGGUAGGAGUGUCGUCAGUGCCGGCCUGGCUGCCAUCAGUGCCAGCCUGGCUGCCAUCAGUGCCGGAGUGCCGCUCCUCUGCUACGCUGACUCCCCAGGUGGUGUACAAGAGUGACCGUCAUGGGGAAGCGUCUACAAACCAGAGCUGCCGUAGCCUGCAUCAAAACCUUGCUUAUGAUCUUCAAUGUUAUCUUCUGGUUGAUGGGAGCCGUGAUGCUGGCCGCAGGUAUCCUGGUGAAAGUGGAGGUAUACAAGUACAUGGAAGUGUCUGCUGAGUUCUCCGCUACUGCUCCUUACGUCUUGGUGGCCACCGGGGGUUUGAUGCUAUUGCUGGGUCUGCUAGCCUGUUGCUGCACUGCCAAGGGCCAGCCUGUUCUUCUCUAUAUUUACGCAGCCUUCCUGCUGGUGAUCUUCGUGAUCAUGGUGGGUUCUGGGGUGAGCACCUGGGCUUACAGGAAGCAUCUGAAAGCUGGCUACGAGGACGGACUUACCAGAGCCUUCACUGAGUACGAUCGCUCACCCUCCAUGAGAAGUGCUGUCGACAGUCUCCAGAACACGCUUCACUGUUGUGGCAUCCAGAAUGCCAGCGACUGGGUAGCCAUGCCCUUUGGUCAGUCUCAUGACACCCCAUACCCAGCCUCCUGCUGCAGGGAGGCCCAGGACACCAUCUGCGUCGCCCUACACCCUCAGGGUUGCUACUCGACUGUGGUCCAGUUCCUCGAGUCCAAGACUGGAGUCCUACUCAUUACCUCUCUCAGCUUUGCAAGUUUCCAGCUGGUAGGGGUGGUCCUGGCCUGUUGCCUGGCUCGUAACAUUAAUAGGGCCAAGUACGAGCAGGUCUGAGGUCGCGCCCCACUCCCUCGACCCCUACCACCACCUACCGACCAGCAGUACGCCCACGCCUACACUCAUCCAUCCCGCCCAGUCGCCCACGCCACCAUUGGCAGGAGUCUAUCCGGAGGAGCGAGGUCACUGCCUCGUCCCACACCCAGGCCGACGCCUCCAGAGACUUCCUUCCACGUCUAAGGAUCGCUUGCGACUUUGAAGGCGAGCCUGGGAAUCUCUUCCGUUGGUUCGUGACUUCGAAGAUGAAGCUGAGAACUUCUGAUCACUUGUAACUUCGAAGGCAGCCCUGAGAACCUCUCCUGUUCACUCGCGACAUCGAGAACAGGGUUAAGACCCUUUUCUGCUGACUUGGGACUUCGAGGUUGGGCCUGAAGGCCUUCACUGCUACCUUGGGACUUUGAGAAGUCGGGUCUCAGGACUUCUGCUGGCUUGGGACUUCGCAGACAGGCCUGAGGACGUCUUGUACUGGCUUAGAACUUCGAAGACAGGCCUGAGGACCUCUCUUAUACUGGCUUGGUACUUCGAAGACAGGCCUGAAGACACUUCUACUGGCUUUGUACUUCGAAGAUAGGCCUUGUCUCUAGCUUGGUUCCUUCUCCAGGGCUUCAAGAGCUGUGCUCUCCCUCAAGGUCACCCUUACGAAGGCGUGGAAUUAAUUAAGCAAUCACCACAUUGUGGGCGUAAAUAAUGGGGGUAUGGGAGAGUGGGGUGGGGGAGUGGGUUUAGGAGUGGGAUAAAAGGGGGUAUGGGAGUGGGAUAUAGG